UAGAGUGGAAGUGGUAUCUGUAGUUGGACAAUAAUGCAGAGUGUUUCGAAUGGAAGUAAUGCCGCGGAAUCAGUUGGCAGCAGUGGUCCAAGCGGUAGUAAUAAACGACCCAAAAAAGGUAUUUUAAAGACAUCAAGCAGUUUUGAUCGUACAGGUGCAAGUAGCCGUAAAAGUGCUAAAUUCGAUGAACUCAACGUGCUGCAAACAUUUCAUCCAGCUGACAAAGAUUAUGGUCAUAUGAAAAUCGAUGAGCCAAAAACACCAUACACCUACAGUGAACCCGAUCCGGAACGUGAUCAAUUGGAUGCAGAAUUAUUAGCUGAAAAAUUACGCAUUGCUGCCAAUACUCAAACGCCUUCCUUUGAUGAUGAAGAUGAACUAUCAGAUGAAGAAUUUGAAGAGACGCCAGAAGAAAAAGCACGUCGCCUGGAAUUUGAACGACGUCGCAAAGAGCAUUACAAAGAAUUUGAAGCCGUAAAAUUAGCACGUAAACUAAUCGAGGAAGAGGACGACGAAGAUGAUGACGAUGAUGGCGACAAUGGAGGAGAUGCAACAAAAUCAUCCCCAACAGGGGAUGUAGCAAAUGCUCAAUCCGCAGAUCAAUUAUCAAGUAACCAAAACAAAUCAACGGCAGCAGAUUCCCGGAAAAUGGAUGUGGAUCAAACCGUGUCUUUGGGACAUUAA
Messenger RNA from Musca vetustissima, 684 nucleotides. It is a transcript of the gene I-2, whose product is annotated as protein phosphatase inhibitor 2. The coding region runs from base 34 to 684 and encodes 216 amino acids. The transcript is spliced from 4 exons. The record is from RefSeq and is a predicted model, not a curated record. Lineage: Eukaryota; Metazoa; Arthropoda; Insecta; Diptera; Muscidae. Gene Ontology annotation, molecular function: protein phosphatase inhibitor activity. Gene Ontology annotation, biological process: regulation of signal transduction.